Vanessa atalanta (red admiral) is the source of this 506-nucleotide messenger RNA. RefSeq names its product coiled-coil-helix-coiled-coil-helix domain-containing protein 10, mitochondrial-like. The record is from RefSeq and is a predicted model, not a curated record. Bases 57 to 446 code for a protein of 129 amino acids. The transcript is spliced from 4 exons. Gene Ontology annotation, cellular component: nucleus; mitochondrion. NCBI's taxonomy places the organism in Eukaryota, Metazoa, Arthropoda, Insecta, Lepidoptera, Nymphalidae. Gene Ontology annotation, biological process: mitochondrion organization.
AAAAAAUUGCAUUAGCCAACAUGAAUUUAAAUUAAAUUAGUAAUAAAUAUACAAACAUGCCCGGCCGUAGUAAAAGCAGCAGUCGCUCUAGGUACUCUAGAGCAGAUCAACAUGCACCAUCGCGUCCCCCUGCAGUAUUCGUUACACCAAUGCCACGGCGGUCGGUGUUUAGAGAUGCAGCAGCCGUGGCAGGUGGCGUCACUGUUGGUACUACUAUGGGACACUUAGCAGGAGAAGCCAUUUCGAGCUUAUUUACUGGUCGGCGAAGAGAAGAGGUGGAACGUUCACUUCCAAGUAAUUACCAACUGGGUACAGAGCCUAGCGGACCGUGUGCUUAUGAAAUAGCCCAAUUCUUGCAGUGCGCUUCAAGCCGCGACAAUUUGCAAGAAUGUGAAGCUUUUAAUGAGGCUCUUCGAGAAUGCAAGCGUCGAAAUCGUAUACCUUGAGCAGUCAGUAACAGAAAUCUAUCCGAUCAAAAUUAUCUAACAAUAAAUAAAAAUAACAUA